This is a messenger RNA of Trichomycterus rosablanca, 5901 nucleotides long. Its product is annotated as myosin-7-like. Lineage: Eukaryota; Metazoa; Chordata; Actinopteri; Siluriformes; Trichomycteridae. Gene Ontology annotation, cellular component: cytoplasm; myosin II complex; myosin filament. The coding region runs from base 1 to 5811 and encodes 1936 amino acids. Gene Ontology annotation, molecular function: actin filament binding; microfilament motor activity; ATP binding. Gene Ontology annotation, biological process: cardiac muscle contraction; adult heart development; sarcomere organization. The transcript is spliced from 37 exons. The record is from RefSeq and is a predicted model, not a curated record.
AUGGGGGACGCAGAAAUGUCUGUUUAUGGGGCUGCAGUUUCUUACCUGCGAAAGUCAGAUAGAGAGCGUUUGGAAGCACAAACCCGCCCUUUUGACAUGAAGAAGGAAUGCUUUGUGCCUGAUGCUGUGGAGGAGUUCAUUAAGGCCACCGUCACCAGUCGCGAUGGAGAUCGAGUGACUGUGGAUACAGAAAAAGGACAGUCACUUACUUUCAAGGAGAGUCAGCUUCUGCAACAGAAUCCUCCAAAGUUCGACAAAAUUGAAGACAUGGCCAUGCUGACAUUCCUCCACGAACCAGCUGUGCUGUUUAACCUCAAAGAGCGUUACGCAGCCUGGAUGAUCUAUACCUAUUCAGGCCUGUUCUGCGUCACUGUCAACCCCUACAAGUCGCUGCCAGUGUAUAAUCAGGAGGUGGUUAUAGCUUAUAGAGGAAAGAAGAGGAGUGAAGCACCUCCUCACAUAUUCUCCAUUUCCGAUAACGCCUACCAGUACAUGUUAGCAGAUCGUGAAAACCAGUCGAUCCUGAUUACUGGAGAAUCCGGUGCAGGAAAAACUGUUAACACCAAGAGAGUCAUUCAGUACUUCGCCAGUAUUGCAGCAAGUGGUGCAAAAAAGGAGACCGUUCAAAAUAAGGGAACUCUGGAGGAUCAAAUCAUCCAAGCUAACCCUGCUCUGGAGGCUUUCGGCAAUGCCAAGACUAUCAGAAAUGAUAACUCCUCCAGAUUCGGUAAAUUCAUCAGAAUUCAUUUUGAUACCAGAGGAAAGCUGGCGUCUGCUGACAUUGAGACAUAUCUUCUAGAGAAGUCUCGCGUGGUCUUUCAGCUUAGGGCCGAGAGAGACUAUCACAUCUUCUAUCAAAUACUGUCAAACAAGAAACCAGAACUACUGGAGAUGCUACUGGUUACACAAAAUCCCUAUGACUACUCGUUCAUCUCUCAGGGUGAAACCACAGUGGCUUCUAUUGAUGAUGCUGAGGAGUUAAUGGCAACAGACAAUGCUUUUGACGUGCUGGGUUUCACUCAAGAAGAAAAAAACUCGGUGUACAAGCUGACCGGAGCGAUCAUGCACCACGGGAACAUGAAAUUCAAGCAAAAGCAGCGCGAAGAGCAGGCAGAAGCAGACGGCACUGAAGAUGCUGACAAAGUGUCUUAUUUGAUGGGCCUCAACUCAGCUGACCUCAUCAAGGGGUUGUGCCACCCUCGAGUUAAAGUAGGGAAUGAAUGGGUGACCAAGGGACAAAACAUUCAACAGGUGAAUUACACUAUCGGAGCCCUUUCUAAAGCAGUUUAUGAGAAAAUGUUCCUCUGGAUGGUCGUCAGAAUCAACCAAUCACUCGAAACAAAGCAGCCUCGCCAGUAUUUCAUCGGUGUGCUGGAUAUUGCUGGGUUUGAAAUUUUUGAUUUCAACAGUUUUGAACAACUCUGCAUCAACUUCACAAACGAGAAGCUGCAACAGUUUUUUAAUCAUCACAUGUUUGUGCUGGAACAAGAGGAGUACAAGAAGGAGGGCAUCGAAUGGGAGUUCAUUGACUUUGGCAUGGACCUGCAGGCCUGCAUUGAUUUGAUUGAAAAGCCCAUGGGUAUCAUGUCUAUCCUUGAAGAGGAGUGCAUGUUCCCCAAAGCCACGGAUUCCACAUUUAAAGCAAAGCUAUACGACAACCACCUGGGGAAGUCCAACAACUUCCAGAAACCGAGGAUCGUGAAGGGGAAGCCGGAGGCUCACUUCGCCCUGGUUCACUAUGCUGGCACCGUGGAUUACAACAUCAACAACUGGCUGGUGAAGAACAAGGAUCCACUGAACGAAACUGUAGUCGGACUCUACCAAAAAUCUUCACUCAAACUGCUCUCUUACCUGUUUGUUAACUACGCUGGUGCAGACUCAGCUAUGGCUGAGGGGGGCAAAAAGGAAAAGAAGAGGAAAGGCUCGUCUUUCCAAACCGUGUCAGCACUUCACAGGGAAAAUCUUAAUAAGCUGAUGACAAACCUGAGGUCGACUCAUCCACACUUUGUGCGCUGCAUCAUUCCCAAUGAGACCAAGACUCCUGGUGCGAUGGAUAAUGCACUGGUAAUGCAUCAGCUACGCUGCAACGGUGUGCUAGAAGGGAUCAGGAUCUGCAGGAAGGGUUUCCCCAACAGAAUCCUCUAUGGUGAUUUCAAGCAGAGAUAUCGCAUUCUCAACCCAUCUGCAAUUCCAGAAGGCCAGUUCAUAGACAGCAAGAAAGGAGCUGAGAAGUUAUUAGCUUCACUAGAUAUAGAUUUCCAACAGUACCGGUUCGGACACACUAAGGUGUUUUUCAAAGCUGGUCUGUUGGGUCAGUUAGAAGAAAUGAGAGAUGAGCGACUGUCCAAAAUCAUCACUGGAAUUCAAGCUAGAUCUCGUGGCAGGCUUUCAAGAAACGAGUAUCAGAAGAUGGUAGAACGCAGGGACGCCCUGCUCGUCAUUCAGUGGAACGUCCGCGCAUUCAUGAGUGUCAAGAAUUGGCCCUGGAUGAAGCUAUUUUUCAAGAUCAAACCGUUACUGAGGUCCGCCGAAGCCGAGAAGGAGAUGGCCAACAUGAAAGAGGAGUUCUUGAAACUCAAGGAGGCUUACGCCAAGUCUGAGGCUCGGAGGAAAGAGCUUGAGGAGAAAAUGGUCUCACUUCUACAGGAGAAGAAUGAUCUUCAGCUUCAAGUGCAGGCUGAGCAGGAUAAUCUCUGCGAUGCCGAGGAAAGAUGUGAAGGCUUGAUUAAAAACAAAAUCCAAAUGGAAGCCAAAGUCAAGGAGCUGAACGAGAGACUGGAGGACGAAGAGGAGAUGAACGCAGAGCUGACGGCCAAGAAGAGAAAGCUGGAGGACGAGUGCUCCGAGCUCAAGAAAGACAUCGAUGAUCUUGAGCUGACGCUGGCUAAAGUGGAGAAGGAGAAGCACGCCACAGAGAAUAAGGUCAAGAAUCUGACUGAGGAAAUGGCCGGUUUGGAUGAAAUAAUAGCCAAGCUAACCAAGGAGAAGAAAGCCCUCCAAGAGGCGCAUCAACAAACUCUGGAUGACCUCCAAAGCGAAGAGGACAAAGUCAACACCCUUACCAAAGCCAAAAUCAAACUAGAGCAGCAAGUAGAUGAUUUGGAGGGAUCUCUAGAGCAAGAGAAAAAGCUGCGUAUGGAUCUGGAAAGGGCAAAGAGAAAGCUAGAGGGAGACUUAAAGUUGAGCCAGGAAAGCGUCAUGGAUCUUGAGAAUGAUAAACAACAGCUAGAGGAACGUCUUAAGAAGAAAGACUUUGAAAUCAGCCAGCUUGUUGGUAAAAUUGAAAACGAACAAGCCACGAUCAUGCAACUACAAAAGAAAAUCAAGGAGUUGCAGGCUCGAGUAGAAGAACUGGAGGAAGAGCUCGAGGCAGAACGAGCCGCCAGAGCCAAGGUGGAGAAACAGAGAGCCGACCUGGCCCGAGAACUGGAGGAGAUAAGCGAGAGACUGGAAGAAGCCGGAGGAGCCACCACCGCCCAGAUCGAAAUGAACAAAAAACGAGAGGCCGAGUUCCAGAAACUGCGCCGAGACCUGGAGGAGGCCACCUUACACCACGAGGCCACGGCUGCCACCUUGAGAAAGAAACAGGCCGACAGCGUGGCGGAGCUGGGCGAGCAGAUCGAUAAUCUGCAGAGGAUCAAACAGAAACUGGAGAAGGAAAAAAGUGAGCUGAAACUGGAGCUGGAUGAUGUGGUUUCUAACAUGGAACAUAUCGUCAAAUCCAAGACUAACCUGGAGAAAAUGACUAGAACCUUGGAGGAUCAGCUGAACGAAUUCCGAAACAAAUGUGAUGAAAACCAGAGAUCCCUCAACGAUUUCACCACUCAAAGAGCCAAGCUUCAAGCUGAGAACGAUGAUCUAUCAAGGCAGUUAGAAGAAAAGGAAUCUCUGGUCUUUCAACUUACAAGGGGCAAACAGUCCUACUCUCAACAACUGGAGGAUCUGAAGAGGCAGCUUGAAGAAGAAGUCAAGGCCAAGAACGCUCUUGCCCACGCGGUGCAGUCUGCUCGGCAUGAUGCGGACCUGCUAAGAGAGCAAUACGAGGAGGAGCAGGAGGCCAAAGCAGAGCUGCAACGUAGUCUUACGAAGACUAACGCAGAGGUGGCCCAGUGGAGAACUAAAUAUGAGACCGAUGCCAUUCAGAGGACAGAGGAACUAGAAGAAGCAAAGAAGAAGUUGGCUCAGCGAUUGCAGGAUGCAGAAGAGGCUGUGGAGGCUGUAAACGCUAAAUGUUCCUCUCUUGAGAAGACCAAACACAGGUUGCAGAAUGAGAUCGAAGACCUCAUGGUGGAUAUGGAGCGCUCCAAUGCAGCUGCUGCAGCGCUGGACAAAAAGCAAAGGAAUUUUGAUAAAAUCCUCGCCGAGUGGAAGCAAAAAUACGAAGAGUCUCAGUGCGAGCUGGAAAAUUCCCAGAAGGAAGCCAGAUCCUUAAGUACCGAGCUCUUUAAAUUAAAGAACUCCUACGAGGAAUCUUUGGAUCAACUGGAGACAAUUAAGAGAGAGAACAAAAAUCUCCAAGAGGAAAUAUCGGAUUUAACCGAACAACUUGGUGAAAGUGGAAAGACGGUUCACGAACUAGAGAAGACUCGCAAACAGCUGGAGCAGGAAAAAUCAGAGAUCCAAGCUGCUCUAGAGGAAGCAGAAGGCUCCUUAGAGCACGAAGAAGGUAAAAUCCUCAGAUCUCAGCUGGAACUCAACCAGAUAAAGGCUGAAAAUGACCGCAAGCUGGCUGAGAAAGAUGAAGAACUGGAACAGUCCAAGAGAAACUUACAGAGAACCAUUGACACCCUGCAGAGCUCUCUGGAGGCAGAGACUCGCAGCAGGAACGAGGCACUUCGGGUGAAGAAGAAGAUGGAAGGGGAUCUCAAUGAGAUGGAGAUCCAGCUGAGUCAGGCUAACAGGCAGGCGGCCGAGGCUCAAAAACAGCUCAAGAUCCUGCACGCUAAUCUCAAGGACUGCCAGCUUCAACUGGAUGACUCUCUCCACGGCAACGAAGACCUGAAGGAGAACAUGGCUAUCGUGGAGAGGAGGAACUUUCUGCUCCAGGCAGAACUUGAGGAACUCCGGAGUUUACUCGAGCAGACCGAGAGAGGACGUAAGCUUGCAGAGCAAGAGCUUCUCGACGUCAGUGAGAGAGUACAGCUCCUGCAUUCACAGAACACCAGCCUCCUGAAUCAAAAGAAGAAACUAGAAGCUGACGCCACCCAGCUCCAGACCGAGGUGGAAGACGCGGUGCAGGAGAGCCGGAACGCCGAGGAAAAGGCGAAGAAAGCCAUCACCGACGCGGCCAUGAUGGCAGAGGAGCUGAAAAAGGAACAGGACACCAGCGCUCACCUGGAGCGUAUGAAGAAGAACAUGGAACAGACCAUCAAGGACUUACAGCAACGGCUGAAUGAAGCGGAGCAAAUUGCCAUGAAGGGGGGCAAGAAACAGAUGCAAAAGCUGGAGGCCAGGGUCAGAGAGCUGGAGAAUGAACUGGAGGUCGAGCAGAAGAGAAGCAGCGAAUCUGUGAAGGGAAUUCGCAAAUAUGAACGUCGCAUUAAAGAGCUUUCCUACCAGACUGAGGAGGAUCGUAAGAACGUCGCCCGCCUUCAAGACCUAGUGGACAAGCUUCAGCUUAAAGUUAAAGCCUACAAGAGAGCUGCAGAGGAUUCUGAAGAACAGGCCAACGUUCAUCUGGGAAAAUUCCGCAAAGUUCAGCAUGAGCUGGAUGAAGCUGUGGAGAGGGCUGACAUUGCCGAGUCCCAGGUCAACAAGCUCCGUGCAAAGAGCCGCGACACCGGGCCAAAGAAAGUGUUUGAUGAAGAGUGAAGCUCUGGACCUUCUUUGUGAAUUUCUCAGCGCUGUAAUCUCACCGAAACGUUCCUGCCUUAUUAAAUAAAUAAACUCACAUUGCAUUCA